AUGGAAAAUUCUACAUCUCCCUCCGGAAACAUUUUCCAGAUUACGAGUUUCAACAGCAAAGCCGCUGAGAUUGUGAGGACGGUCCUCGUCAUCCUGACGCUUCUCUGCUUUUGCUUUUUCAUCUACUUCAUCGCAGUGAUACUAAAUGUCUAUUUUACGGCACCUCACGUCAAAGAGAACGCCCGCUAUAUCCUUUUCGCUCACAUGCUAAUCAUCGACACAUUGUAUCUGGUCACUGGUCUUAUUCUGUUACUCUGUGCACUGUACGUAAUAUACAUCCCUGUUCCGAUCUGCUAUACCAUUCUUACUCUGGCAUCUUCGACAUUCCGGAUCACGCCAUACAACUUGGCAGCCAUGGCGCUGGAACGCUACAUAGCCGUCUGUUAUCCCCUAAGACACGUAACAUUCUGCACUCCAUCAAGAUCCAACGUGGCGAUCGCGACUAUGUGUGUAAUAGGACUAAUUCCAAAUGUCGCUGACUUCAUUGUCCUGAGCACAUCCGUUAAUAGAAAGUAUUUUUCUAUUGAUAUAAUUUGUAGCCGGGAUAAUAUGAUAUUUAAUGCAUUGCAAAGGGAUAUAAGGUCCUUUGCAACAAUAAUAAGCUUAACGCUGGUAGCGGUGAUCAUUUUGCUAACGUAUAUCAAGGUCAUGAUGGUUGCUCGCCAGAUCAGCUCUGGAAGUUCUUCUGCUUUCAAGGCUGGUAAAACGGUAAUGCUUCAUGCUUUUCAGCUCCUUUUAUGCAUGACCUCCUUAACAUCAUCGUUUACGGAGCCAUACUUUAAAAACAACGUUAUGUUCUUCGUCAUCGGAAACUUCCUCUUGUUUAUGUGCCUACCAAGGUUUCUCAGUCCUUUAAUCUACGGGAUAAGGGAUGAAGCCUUCAAGCAAUGCUUUAGAAAGCUUUACAACUUUAAGACAUUCAUCAACUUGAAGAUCAAGUCAAGUAAAUGUGAUGUUAUUGCCUCCUAG
Molecule: messenger RNA, 969 nt
Organism: Spea bombifrons (plains spadefoot toad)
Lineage: Eukaryota; Metazoa; Chordata; Amphibia; Anura; Pelobatidae
Product: odorant receptor 131-2-like
Exons: 1
Coding region: 1-969 (322 amino acids)
Biological process (GO): G protein-coupled receptor signaling pathway
Cellular component (GO): membrane
Molecular function (GO): G protein-coupled receptor activity
Source: RefSeq, a predicted model, not a curated record